Oryza sativa Japonica Group (Japanese rice) is the source of this 3802-nucleotide messenger RNA. RefSeq names its product disease resistance protein Pik-2-like. Lineage: Eukaryota; Viridiplantae; Streptophyta; Magnoliopsida; Poales; Poaceae. Gene Ontology annotation, molecular function: ADP binding. Gene Ontology annotation, biological process: defense response to other organism. The record is from RefSeq and is a predicted model, not a curated record.
GGAAUGGCCUUAGUCGUCCUCUGCUGCUCAACCUUCUCUUCAGUCUUUUUUAUCGCUGCCCUCUGCUGCUCGCUGCUACCAAGCGCACAGCUAGCUGCUCUCGGACGAGGCAACGACGACUCCUUCCCUUCCCUUAACCAUUAAGCUACUCUAAAAUCCCAAGCUUCGGAUCGAAUCGAGCUACGAAUCGCGUCCCAGGGCAAAGAAAGGAGAGGAGCUUUCUCGAUCGCAAUCAUGGAGCUGGUGAUGGGGGCAAUGGAAAACCUGAUCCCCAAGUUGGGUGAGCUGCUCAAGGAAGAGUACGUCAUGCAGUCGGGCGUGAGAGAGAAGAUCCAGUCUGUCUCACGGGAGCUCGAGAGCAUCCACGCUGCUCUCCGCAAGAUCGGCAAGGUGCCAUGGGAGCAUCUUGACGAUGAGUUGAGGCUUUGGGCGCACGACCUUAGGGAGGCGUCGUAUGACAUGGAGGACAUCAUCGACUCCUUCCUUGUGCGCGUCGACGGCCAUGAGGCAAGUGAAGUUCACUGGUUCAAAUGGUUCUUGGAGAAGAUGACCAACCAGUUCAACAAGAUCAAGGCUAGCCAUGAAAUCGGUGUCGCAAUGAAAGAAAUCGAUGAGAAGCUCCAGGAGGUGGCUACCAGGCAUGCGAGGUACACAAUCGACAAUAUUGCCAUCAAUCCUGCAGGCCCAGCAACUGUCGAUCCUCGUCUCUUGAGUAUGUACAAAACAUUGGCAGAGCUUGUUGGAAUUGAGGGGCCCAUGGAUGAGCUCAUGAAGAUGUUGGAUAUUGAUUUGCCGACCAAGAAGAGGAAGAUCGAAAUCGAUGUGUCCGUUAGAAAACCGAAGAUGGUAUCCAUCUUUGGGUUUGGAGGACUUGGCAAGACCACUCUUGCCAAAGCAGUCUACGACAAGCUUAAACCAAGUUUUGAUUCUGGGGCUUUCAUUCCGGUCGGUCAGAAUCCUAAUAUUAGGAAAGUUUUUAGGGAUAUUCUCAUGGAUCUUGACAAGCAGUCAUACAAUGACUUAAAUCUAAAGCUGCUGGACGAAAGGCAACUCAUCAACAAACUCCAGGAAUUCCUCCAAAAAAAGAGGUGUUUUGUAGUCAUUGAUGACAUAUGGGAUAAGGAUUCAUGGAGGUUAAUUAGAUGUGCACUACAAGACAGUAACCAUGAAAGCAGAGUAGUCACAACUACUCGUAUUUAUGAAGUUGCCACACAAGUGGGCGAAGUUUACAAAAUGCAUCCACUUUCUCAUGAUGAAUCAAAAAAAUUAUUGUACACAAGAAUUAUUAGCGGUGAAGGUGAGUCUCUCCGUAGUACAUCGGUUGAGGCAUGUGACAAAAUACUAAAGAAAUGUGGCGGUGUGCCUUUAGCUAUCAUCAUAAUAGCUAGUCUGUUGGCCAAUAAACCAAGGGAAUACUGGUCCGAAGUGUAUAACUCUAUUGGUUUAGAACAUGGAUACAAUGAUGACGUAGAUAAUACAAGAAGGAUAUUGUCUUUGAGCUACUAUGAUUUGCCGUUGCAUCUGAAGCCGUGCUUAUUGUACCUAAGCAUAUUUCCGGAAGAUUAUUAUAUUGAGAAAAAUUUGUUAAUAUGGAAGUGGAUAGCAGAGGGUUUUGUACAUGAGAAACAAGCAGCAAAGUUAGGGUUAUUUGAAACCGGGGAGGGAUAUUUCAAUGAGUUGAUAAACAGAAGCAUGAUCCAGCCAGUUGAGCAUGAAUACUCAGGGUACAUGUGUGGUUGCCGUGUUCAUGACAUGGUACUUGAUCUGAUCCUCUUAUUGUCAGGUGAAGAAAACUUUGUCACUGUAGUAGAUGGCAGUAAGGAACAUGAACUUUCAUGGAAAAAUGCCCGUAGAUUAGCUCUACAACAUUGGAGUUUUGAAGAGAACAGGAAUCAGUUGGCUAAUAUGGGUGUGAAGCAAACAAGGUCCCUUAUUAUGACUGAGUGCUUUGAUAAGAACAUGCAAUUACCGAGCUUCCAAGUUUUACGUGUACUAGAAAUACAAAAGCAAGGCCGUUGGUGGAACAUUGAUGGUAAAAUUAACCUGCAGCAUGUUAGAAAUUUACUUCACCUUAGGUUCCUCCAUCUAGAUUGUAUUGAUUCUAUUCCUCUCAUAGAGCAAUUCAGAAAUUUGAGGUUUCUACAAGUACUUCAUCUGAAGGAAUCUAACAUACAAGAGCUGCCAGAGUCAGUGGGCCUGCUAACAAAAUUGCUGUCCCUACGUGUUGAUAUUGAUGUAAGGGUGUCGCCUGGUGUGAUCGAGAAGCUGACGUCCUUACAGGAGCUGUAUUUGUGGCCUUAUAGUGAUGAUACGUUCCAGUUCGUGAAGGUCCUAGGCAAGCUGAGGGAACUGAGGGUGCUGCAUGCUAAAAACCUUAAGCUUGAUGGACAGGGCGAGACAUCAGCACUGCUGGAGUCCCUAUGCAAUCUGCACAAGAUCCAAACUUUGGACAUUGACCUAAAUCUUAAUCCAAAUGAGGGUGUCACGUGGGAUGCAGGAUUCACUUCCCCUCAAUGCCUCCGAUACCUCUGCUUGGUGUCUUUGAGGUUUCAUAGAAUGCCAGAGUGGAUUAAUUGGUCGCUUCUUCCAAACCUCUCUUAUCUUGAAUUGAGAGUGAAUUUUUUGGAAGAGCUAGACCUUGAAACCCUUGGGAGGUUACCAAAACUACGAUACCUCCAUCUGUUUAUACACUGCGACAGGAUAGUAAGCAUCGGGAAGAUUGCCGGUGCUGGUGAUGCCUGCUUCCAAGAGUUGAGAUUUUUGAACACACCCUACUUGUAUGUCCGGUUUGAUCAGCAUGGCAUCAUGUGCAGCAAAGACGAAAAAGCUGUCAUGCCAAACGUCAAAACUCUCAGUUUUUGUGUUUAUGUGCGGAUCCUAAAAGAUACCGACAUACUUGGAUUUGACAAGCUGUUUAGCUUCGCUCAUCUUGGAAGAAGUUCGCUCCAACAAGUCCAAGUUAACAUCCAAUGUCGUGGUGCUCGUGCCAUGGAAGUCGAGGAAGCGGAGGCGGCGUUGGCACACGCAGCCGCCAUCCAUCCCAACCGUCCAACCCUUCAAAUCCAUAAGUUUUCGGAGGGAGAAAUGCUUCCCCCUCACGAGGAGCCUAGCAGCUUCUUUCCUAAAGUUGUUGUCGAAAAUCUCAAUGCGCAUGAGAGAAAGGACGACGAUCUUCGUUUUGUCCUCGGACAGAUGCUCCAGCGUAAUCCAUGCGUAAAGAAAUUCAGUGUCUCCAUCAACUGUGAAAAUGCAUGUCUUGAGGAGGUGGAGAAAGCAGAGGCGGCUGCGAGAUAUGCAGUCGACUUCCACGCAAACCGCCCGACACUUGAACUGGUAAAAUAUGGUGAAGAUAAGAUGGUGUUGUCUGGCCAACACCAACAGGUCUGAAGAAAUUCUACCAUGUUGUUUUGAGUCAAGAUUGUCAAAGUGGUAGCACAGGAGUCUCAGUACUGUCUUGAGCAGAACAGGGAGCCGCUGCACUGCAGAUCGAGCCGAAGAACAUUUGAUGUAAUCCUGAUCAGAACACCAUUUUGACUUCCAUUUUAUUUGAGAACACCGCAAAUUUUACUCUGCAACCUGUAAUAAAAUGUACUUGUAAGCUCAAUCUUAUUUCCGAUUGAUGGCUAGUUGGCACGAUUGCUGCGCAGUCUUGAUUAAAAUGUGUCCCUAGAAAUGGUACCAGACUAUUUUUUGAACAGAAUGAAAUGGUACCAGACUAGUUAGCACGGUUACUGUACAAUUUGCAACAUGUCUAUUUAUAUAUAUACCUCUACUCCCCAGUUAGAGUGUGCUCUUUACUCUA